Molecule: messenger RNA, 1953 nt
Organism: Babesia microti strain RI
Lineage: Eukaryota; Apicomplexa; Aconoidasida; Piroplasmida; Babesiidae
Exons: 3
Coding region: 1-1953 (650 amino acids)
Source: RefSeq, a predicted model, not a curated record
AUGAGCGGGGGGUCCUUGUCCUCCAUCUCUUCGUCUCCUUCACACAGUGACAUAUCCCUUGACGAAGAAGAGGUCGAUUCUGCGGCUUUAAUCGUCAACAAUGAUUAUAAUACACUUGUUGUGGAAAACAAUCUGUAUCUGAGUAGGUUGAUUAUACAUAGCGGCACUUGUCCUCAGUUAGACGACAUUUGCAGAAUAUUUGGCAGUGCAAUAGGGAAAUCGCGGUCUAACUACUACGGAUUAUUGGAAAUUGCCUGCAAAGGCAUUGACAAAAUAUCUCCAACAAGCAAUGCAGCCGUUGGUGUUCUGCUAAAGGGCAUUUGUCAACACAAUCCCAAUUCUCAUCGAUUAGAAACCAUAUUAUCAAUUCGUCUAAUAGUUAAGGCACUAAAAUUGCUACUUCUUUCUCCCCAGUUAUUGGAGCCUGAGAUUACCACGAUAAGGGGUGGAGUUAAUUGGCUUAUUUGGUCCACUCAGCACCCACAGAGUGAAGUAAAAUGCCAAUCAAUAAUGGCUUUGCAUGAUUUUAUAGAAACAUGUAAAGAGAAAUCCAUCUUUGCUGAAUUAAUACAAAAUAUAUUUUCAUCUGGGUUGAUUAAGAGGGUAUAUCCCGUGAAGGAGGUUGUAAAUUGUUCACAGUUGAGCGUUUGGAAACAUUUGUGCAAUAUUCGUGCCAUUCCCGGCUGGAUUUACCCUUUGAUCGAUGAGGCAGAUGUUAGUGUUCGAAGUGCUAUAUUUAAAUUGCUGUCACUUGUAAUGGGGUUUUUGAAUGAUAAUGACCGUAGAAUUGCUAUAGAUGCUGCGAUUGAUUGCUUUCACGAAGAUCCUGGAUCUUCGCAUAUUAACGAAAUACUUUCUACCAGUACACUGGGCGAUGGCAUCAUUAAGAGGAUGAUUAAGGGUAAAAGCGGAAGCAUUGAUAAUUCACGCUUCUACCAGCAAAACAAUGCAAUAAUCAAGUUGUUAGAUACUGCUGAUAUCAGCACAAGAUCCAGGCAGCUGUUAUCUGAACUGCUCAGAGAUUCCAUAACCGGAGUUGGUGACUACCUACUGUACAAACACUAUUUAACCGAUCCAUCUAAUCAGAGUAGCUGUGUAAUUGUAAACACCAGUGAGAUUCAUCACAUACCCCUUUACUCACACUCAAAAGAUAUUCUCAAUUUGCAAGAUUACAUUCAACUGCUAAACACUGCCUACCCACAAAGAUUAGAGGCUACAAAGAUUAGUGAUGUUUCACAUUUGAACUACUUUCACCGCGCUGGAGUAGAAUUUGGAUAUAGUGCAAAUCAAUCAAUGGACGCCAAAAUACUCACUAGGUACAAUACUUUAUUGGAUUUGGAAGAGAUACUCGAUCCUUCAUUUAUAACCGACACCAACUUUGUCGAUGAUAAAUUGGCAACCGAUGAUAAGCAGUGCCAUUUGUUAAAAAUUGAGCUUAGAGGCGCAAAGGCCGAACAACAGAAAAUCAUGAUUGGCAAAUGUGAAAUUAUGGCUUUGCCAGGCGACAUAGAAGCAGCAAAGCGCAUGAAUUGUUAUUACAAGUAUGUGAUAAGUAAUAAGACUGCACCAAGAGAAUACGUUCUUAGUACCAAUCAUCAUUAUCCUGCUUGGCAACUGAUUGAAUUUAACCAGUUGUUAGGUUUCGAGGCUCUGGUAACUGCAACUAUUGAUUCAAUGUCAAAUUUGUCAAGGCAAAUAAUAUUGCUGGUAAAGUACCCGUCAAUACAUCGCACAAAUCAAAAUAAUUCACAUGAAAAAUCGCAAAGAUUGAUUGACAAAUUCAUACCAUCUUCCGUGGAUCAAUCAAAAAUCACUUGUAAAAUCAAGUUAGGCUAUCCUGUUCCCACUGCCACACCAAUUCCAGUAACAUUAUCAUUAAGAUAUAUAGCUGGUGGCAAAUCGACUAAGGGCCCGAGUAGAAGGAUAUGGAUUCACCCAAAGGUGUCUGCAUGA